This is a messenger RNA of Cetraspora pellucida, 1479 nucleotides long. The record is from the annotation of a GenBank genome assembly. Lineage: Eukaryota; Fungi; Glomeromycota; Glomeromycetes; Diversisporales; Gigasporaceae.
GAGGAACGACUACAUUUUCCAGAAAGAAUGACCGACAGAUCGCCUCAACAAAUUCUUAAAGAUCCUCACGUUAAUGGCUCAAUAGGUAGUAACUCUUCUCGAGGUGGUCAUUCCAGUGAAGAGAAUGGUAGAUCAUCUGGUACUCCUUUUCGUACUUACCAUAACGCUGAGGCUAGUUUCCAAUCUUCACCAGAAGGUUCUCCGUACAGAAUUAAGACGCCUCAGUUAACUCCUUACUCGAAACCAUAUACUGAUUAUCCUCAACAUAAAUUUCACGGAUGUUCGUCGAUCGACGAUUACGAACUUAUGGACAAACUUGGAGAAGGAACUUUCGGUGAAGUGCACAAGGGUAAACACACAAAGAGUGGUAAGAUUGUCGCGUUAAAAAGAAUAUUGAUGCAUAACGAAAAAGAAGGAAUUCCAAUAACGGCUAUACGCGAGAUUAAGAUCUUAAGACAGCUUUCUCAUCCAAACGUUGUGAGUCUAUCGGAUAUGGCCAUUGAAUAUGAUACUCCUUCUGAUACUCAACCAUCAAUUUACAUGGUUUUCCCAUAUAUGGAUCAUGAUCUUGCGGGUCUCCUGGAGAAUCCUGAUGUUGUUUUUACUCCACCACAGAUUAAAUGUUACCUAAAGCAAUUACUUGAAGGAACUUUUUAUUUACACAAUCAACUUAUAUUACAUAGAGAUUUAAAAGCUGCAAAUUUGUUAAUAGAUAACAAAGGUAUACUUAAGAUCGCAGAUUUUGGUCUAUCAAGGCCGUUGCAAGAAAAAACGUUAACUGGAUGUGUGGUGACCCGUUGGUAUCGUGCCCCCGAGUUACUCCUUAAAUCCAAGCGUUAUGGUACGGCCAUUGAUAUGUGGGCGAUUGGGUGCGUAUUUGGUGAGAUGUUAAAGGGAAAGCCUAUUCUUCCUGGUCGUUCGGAUAUUGACCAGUUGGAUCAAAUAUAUAAAUUAUGUGGAACACCCACUAAUUCAACUUGGGAAGGUUUUGAUACUUUGGCAAAUGGUAUGGAAGUGGUAUCGAGCAAAUAUCCCAGGAAAGUCAUAACUGAAUUUGAAAUAUUUGGUACGCAAGCUGCUGAUUUAUUGGAUAAAAUACUUGUUUGCAAUCCCAAAGACCGUCUAGAUGCUUUUCACGCAUUAGAUCAUGACUAUUUCUUUACAGAACCAUUUCCGGCUGAUCCUAAAAAUCUACCAACUUAUGAUUCAAGUCACGAAUAUCAUCAUAGAAAACCUCAAAAAAAAGAACGUGAAGUAGCCAACAGAAAUGAAGAUGAAUCUACUAGAGGCAGUAGUUCAACUCAAGAUAGUCAUCGGCAAAAUAAAAAAGAUCGUAGAUCUAGAAAGAGAAGUAGUCGAACUCCGGAUACCUCUCACUCUAAAAAAGUACGAAUUAAUGAUCAACGAGACCAACCUCCUCGCUCUGUCAAUGUUUCGCGAUGUAAAAGUGAGCAACAAAAUUCUUUGUGCAAUUAUUGA